GGUAGCCAAUGGGAGAGCGAUAUCCCCGACCUUUGACCAAUGGAGGCCGAGGUGGGCGUGGCCUGGCUGCCAGGCCUUAGAUGUGGGAGCCGCCGGGCAGUCGCUGGCCGGCGAACUUGGAGCUGGUGGAAGGUUGACCAUGUGGAUCCUGGUAAGCUGGGUGGCCUUUGUGGCAGAGCUGGUGGCGGCUACACAGUGCCCAGAUGGGCAGCACUGCCCCGUGGCCUGCUGCCUAGAAUCAGGAAGCACCCGCUACAGUUGCUGCAAUCCAGUUUUGGACACAGUGUCCCCAGUACUGAGUGGGCAGCUAGGCAGACAAUGCGGGACUGGUGGCCACUGCACCGUGGGUUCCUCCUGUGUUCUCACCGCGUUGGGGACCUCCAAAUGCUGCCCAUUUCCUGAGGCUGUGGCCUGUGCAAACAGUCAGCACUGCUGCCCGCGGGGCUUCCACUGCAGCGCCGAUGGCCGCUCAUGUUUCCGGAACCCAGGUUCCAGCCUCCUAAGCACCGCCAUCCAGUGCCCGGACAGCCAGGUCGAGUGCCCCGAGUCUUCCACAUGCUGCCCUAUGCCAGAUGGUUCUUGGGGGUGCUGCCCCAUGCCCCAGGCUCUGUGCUGUGAAGAUAAGGUGCACUGUUGUCCCCAUGGCACCACCUGUGACCUCACUCACGGCCACUGCGUGGCGCACACAGGCCCUCAGCCCCUGGCAGUGAAGACCCCCGCCCAGAGGAUCAGGGCAGGUGAUGUCAUUUGUCCGGAUGGUCGGUCCCAGUGUCCUGAAGAUUUUACCUGCUGUCAGCUGCCUAACGGGACGUAUAGCUGUUGCCCGAUGAUCAAUGCCACCUUCUGUCCCGACUACAUUCAUUGCUGCCCUGAGAACACCACCUGCGACCUGGUCCACCUUACAUGCUCCUCCCAGGACAAGGCCACAGACCUGCUCACCAAGCUCCCGGCACACACAGUGCGGGAUGUGAAGUGUGACAGCGAGGUCAGCUGCCCAGAUGACUAUACUUGCUGCCGCCUCCAGUCGGGCGCCUGGGGCUGCUGCCCCUUUAUCCAGGCCGUGUGCUGUGACGACCGAGUGCACUGCUGCCCGAUGGGGUACCAAUGUGACACCGAGAAGGGGGUAUGUGAGCAGGCACUCCGUCAGGUGCCCUGGAUGGAGAAGGUCCCAGCCCAGCCCAGCGAGUCCAGCGCCCAUGUCGCCCAGAGGGAUGUUCCCUGUGAUAACGUCACCAGCUGUCCUAGUGCCACCACCUGCUGUCGGCUGCAGUCAGGAGAUUGGGGCUGUUGUCCCGCCCCAGAGGCUGUAUGCUGCACAGAUGGCGAGCACUGCUGUCCCAAGGGCUACAGGUGCACGGAUGAGGGCGAAUGUGAGAAGGGCAACAGGAUGGUGGCCGGCCUGGAGAAGAGGCCAGCUCUCAGCGACACUGGCUGUGACCAGCACACCAGCUGCCCUGUGGGUCAGACCUGCUGCCCCAGCCUCAGAGGCGGCUGGGCCUGCUGUCAGUUGCCCCACGCUGUGUGCUGUGAGGACCGCCAGCACUGCUGCCCUAACGGCUACACCUGCAAUGUGAAGGCCAGAACCUGUGAGAAGCAGGUGGUUUCACCCUCGCCCCCCGCCACCAACCUGGCCCUCCAACCCCAUGUGGAGGCCGGCAGCGUGAAAUGUGGCGAAGGGCACUUCUGCCAAGACCAGCAGACCUGCUGCAAGGACCGCAGCGGAAACUGGGCCUGCUGCCCCUACCCCCAGGGCACCUGCUGUCCGGAUCAACGCCACUGCUGUCCCUCUGGCUACCGAUGCUCGACCAAGGGUACCAAGUGUGUGCGCAGGAAGAGCUUGCGAUGGGACGUCUUUCCCAGGAUCCACACCGCAAGACAGAUGCUAUGAAGACCCUGCUAGCUAGCCUCGACCCUUCCUUACUCAGAGGCUGCCACUACUCAGGCCUCCCCAGCACCUUCCCCGCAACUCUCCUGGACCCUCCCCACCCUCAUGGGCCCUGGGGUUUCCAUGCAAAGGCCGGCAGGCUCUGACCUCAGUGGAACCUGGCCAGGUGCUGUUCCAUCUCCGUGGUGCGUGCGUGUGGGUGUUUGAGUGAGCCCAAUAAAGUUUGUACACUUUGCUAAG
Molecule: messenger RNA, 2125 nt
Organism: Suncus etruscus (white-toothed pygmy shrew)
Lineage: Eukaryota; Metazoa; Chordata; Mammalia; Eulipotyphla; Soricidae
Gene: GRN
Product: granulin precursor
Exons: 13
Coding region: 140-1888 (582 amino acids)
Biological process (GO): regulation of inflammatory response
Cellular component (GO): extracellular region
Source: RefSeq, a predicted model, not a curated record